AUGAUGCAAGAAUCUGGAACUGAGACAAAAAGUAACGGUUCAGCCCUUCAGAAUGGAGCAAGCACUGUCAACUCCCUACUAGAUUGCACCCUACGCGAAGUAAGACCCAACGGAGAGACACCUUCGGUGGAAAUUAGUGCUGCGGAUUUUGCCCAUCUUCAGCAACAGCAGGCUCUCCAGGUAGCAAGACAACUUCUGUUACAGCAACAACAGCAGCAGCAACAACAGCAGCAGCAACAACAACACGUUAGUGGGCUAAAGUCUCCCAAGAGAAAUGACAAACAGCCAGCCCUUCAGGUUCCCGUGUCGGUGGCUAUGAUGACACCUCAAGUUAUCACUCCCCAGCAAAUGCAGCAGAUCCUCCAGCAGCAAGUGCUAACUCCACAGCAACUUCAGGUCCUGCUCCAACAGCAGCAGGCACUCAUGCUUCAACAGCAGCAGCUUCAAGAAUUUUAUAAGAAACAGCAGGAACAGUUGCAGCUUCAACUCCUACAGCAACAACAUGCUGGAAAACAACCUAAAGAGCCGCAGCAGCAACAGGUGACUUCACAACAGUUGGCCUUCCAGCAGCAGCUUCUGCAAAUGCAGCAACUGCAACAGCAACACCUCUUGUCUUUGCAACGUCAAGGUUUGCUAUCAAUUCAGCCGGGCCAGCCUGCUUUACCAUUGCAACCUCUUGCUCAAGGCAUGAUUCCAACUGAACUCCAGCAACUCUGGAAAGAAGUGACAGGAUCUCACACAGCAGAGGAAGCAACCAGCAACAAUCAUAGCAGCCUGGACCUGUCAACCACAUGUAUCUCCUCUUCAGCCUCUUCAAAGCCCUCCUUAAUAAUAAACCCACAUGCCUCAACCAAUGGACAGUUGUCAGUCCACACUCCUAAAAGGGAGAGUUUAUCCCAUGAAGAACCUUGUCAUAGCCAUCCGCUCUAUGGGCAUGGAGUAUGCAAAUGGCCGGGCUGCGAAACAGUAUGUGAAGACUUCCAGUCUUUUUUAAAACAUCUCAACAGUGAGCAUGCGCUGGAUGAUAGAAGUACAGCUCAGUGUAGAGUACAGAUGCAAGUUGUACAACAGUUAGAGUUGCAGCUUGCAAAAGACAAGGAACGCCUACAAGCAAUGAUGACACACCUGCAUGUGAAAUCAACUGAACCAAAAGCUACCCCUCAGCCUUUGAAUCUUGUCUCUAAUGUCACGCUUUCCAAGACUGCAUCAGAGGCUUCUCCACAGAGUUUACCUCAUACUCCCACCACCCCGACAGCACCCAUCACUCCUGUUACCCAGGGACCUUCUGUCAUCACUACUACCAGCAUGCACAACGUUGGACCCAUCCGAAGGCGGUACUCUGAUAAAUACAAUGUGCCCAUCUCCUCAGCAGAUAUUGCGCAGAACCAAGAAUUCUACAAGAAUGCAGAAGUUAGGCCGCCCUUUACAUAUGCAUCUUUAAUUAGGCAGGCAAUUCUUGAAUCUCCAGAAAAGCAGCUAACACUAAAUGAAAUCUACAACUGGUUCACACGUAUGUUUGCCUACUUCAGACGCAAUGCAGCAACGUGGAAGAAUGCAGUGCGUCAUAAUCUUAGCCUUCACAAGUGUUUUGUGCGAGUAGAAAAUGUUAAAGGGGCAGUAUGGACAGUGGAUGAAGUAGAGUUCCAAAAACGAAGGCCACAAAAGAUCAGUGGAAACCCUUCACUUAUUAAAAACAUGCAGACCAGCCACACCUACUGCUCACCUCUCAGUGCUGCUUUACAGGCUUCAAUAGCUGAAAACAAUAUAUCUCUAUACACUACUGCUUCCAUGGGAAACCCCACUCUGGGCAGUUUAGCCAAUGCAAUGCGGGAAGAUCUUAAUGGUGCAAUGGAGCAUGCGAACAGCAAUGGGAGCGACAGCAGUCCAGGCCGUUCACCUAUGCAAGCAAUACACCCUGUGCAUGUCAAAGAAGAGCCAUUAGAUCCAGAUGAAAAUGAAGGCCCACUCUCCUUAGUCACCACAGCCAACCACAGUCCAGAAUUUGAUCACGACAGAGAUUAUGAAGAUGAACAUGUAAAUGAAGACAUUGAAUAAAAAUGUCUGUGACUUUUCAUUCUGCAAAUGAAGAUCCUGGGGAGGGACAAAAAAAAUAACCGUAUCUUUCAGAAUUAGCUGUGAAAUCUCUCCCCGCCAUUGUACAGUCUGGAAGAUAACACUUGGUCCAUUCUGACAGCUAUAAAAUAUGUUAACACUUAGUGCCAUCAAGUAUCCCAUUUGGGAGUAUUUUUGAUUUUUCUACUUUUUGUUGAAAAACAAAACAAAGGAAUUUGUACUCUGUGCAUUGGAUGGACUUGUUUGGUACUCGGAAUUCCUACUCACAGUCAACAUCAGUGUUGUAAAUGUGUUCCACUAAUUCCCUUAUCCACAACUUGGCAGCAGACUUUGGACUGCAGAUCUUCCACUAUGGGACACUGAAGACAUGAAGCUGAGCAUGUACACAUCAAUUGCAGAUCAAGCCUUUACCCAGAUUUUAAGAAUUUCAGUGGACAAUAUAUUUGCACAGUAUCGCAUGUUGAUUAUCACUGCCUUUACUUUUUUUUGUUUUUGUUUUUGCUUCCAUUUGGGAUGGGGAAAUCUUUUUGAGUGUGCGUGUGUGUGUAUACUAAAGGGUUAAAAGAAAAAAAACCUUUUUUUUAGUGUAUAGCUUUAAUUUUUGUUUCUCCUAGUUCUCCUAUACAUUUUUAAGUUCUGACCUCAGGCCUCAAUUGGCCAGGGCCUUUUGAGGCUUAAUGUUUUCUGUACUUUUGUGAUGAAUGUUAAUAGGUGUGUUUAUUAUACAAAGCUGAAUGUUCUUUGAAUUGUUUGUAGUUCUUUUUCUGCCAUCCAUUCCAAAUUUCCUUCAGAUGCCAUUAUGUUUUCUUUAGCUAUGGAAAACAUUCCAUUUUGGACUAUAUGCCCCCCCCCCUACACACACACAUACACCCGGCUCUGGGAAAAGUUCUAAAAUGCUGCUGUGACCUGUGCAAAAUUAUCUUAUGACAGAAAGAAAGGCAGUAAUUCAAGAGUGAGAAUGAAAGGCAAGCCAGCAUCAAAGCUGUAGAGUGUGAUUCUAAAGUCAUUCCACAGACUGUCUAUGUUUGUGUGUGCUUGUGUAUACACAUGCACAUAAAACCAUUGUUUGUGGGGGUUUUCCCUGUUGGUUUUUCCUUAUAUGCAGCAAUUGUGAAUAUUUAGAGAAACAGCCCCUUCAAAAGUGCACACACCCUACAGAAGUUGUGAAAAAGAAGUGUAACUGUGUAAGGCUUUUGUGCGUUUAACUUUUUUAAAAUAGGUUCCUGGGCUGAUCAAAUAUUUCUGAAGUAUGUUAACACAUGUACUAUUAGAUUCUUGUUUGCCCACAUGCCUCAUUGGACAUUAUUCAUGGUGGUUCUUCCAAGUUAAGUUGUUUGAGAUUUAAUUGGUGGCAUCCAUCAGUUUAAGUUGUUGCAUUUAAUUCGUUGGGAAGGCAAUAAGGUCCAUUAGUUGUUAAGUGUUAGUAAUUUUGCCAUUGCAGAUAAGAUCAUUACACAAUAUCACACCAACCAGUAUAAAAAACAAACAGUCUGAAAUCUGUGGGUAAACCAGAUGCGCUGUUUCACAUCAACAGUCUUCAACAGCAAGAGUGGGCAGACAGCUGCGGUUCAAAUGUUGGUACCCCUUGACCACCAAACUCCUAGUGACUUCAUUCUCUAACCACUUUUCAAGUAAUUCACUCAUUUAUGUCGGACUAUAGCUUUUAAUUUCAGAAGUCUUUCUGAUCUUAAUUUAUAUUCUACUUUGUACCCUUCUCCCCUAAAGUUACCAAAGAUAUUACACAAAGUAAAUUAUGUUCUCUGUUAUAUGCUUUAUCUUAUGAAAGCCAAAUAUCCUCUUAUUGUUGAUCAAAGGAGGCUAAAGAAUUACGAAGCAAAUGACAAAAUAAUGGGCUACAGCUAACCUGAGAAGGAAAACUGCUCCUUUAUUAAAGUAUAAUUUAGAAGACCAAGUAGAUGGCUGAACCAAAGUUUUUGCUGUUGUCGUUUUGUUUUGUUUUUUCUUUACAGUAACCAAAAGUAUUUCUGUAAAGAGAGAGCUUUUUAGGCUGAAGUUAGAGAAUGAGACCUUGAAAAGGGCACCAUUUGAUAUUGAGGAUAUAGGAGGAGAACUUACGCAAAAAAACUAGAAUGACUUGAAACUGAGAGAGUUUACAUGAAAUACGAAAGAGCACUCGUGACUGAAACUGAACCAUACCAUAAUUACUGAAGAAAUUGUUGGUAUGCUUUUAUUUGGGGUUUGACCUAUUCACUUUUGCUAAAAGCCAAUGCCAAGGCAAUUUCUUUUUAACUUUGCUUACCUGUGCCCAAGAUUUGAGAAUGACUGUGAUGAUGGUUGUGUUGGUCUCUGCCCAUCCCAUUUCAUUUUGGGUUUUCAUCUUUUUUUAAUAUGGUAACAUCCCUAUUUCUUUCUAAACUUUGGUAUCAUUCAGGCCAAUGGGGGAGAUUUGUCAUUAAGUUCAAAAUAGCAAAUUGUUUUUAGCUUUUUUUUUUUUUUUUUGCCAACAGUGAAAUAUGUAAAGCUCGCUUUCCCCCCCGAAUUCUUUUUUUAAAGGAGGGCAGCCUGUAAGUCAUUUGAAAUGUUUUGAAACACACCAUAUUCAGGCAGCUCCAUAAUGUGCAGGCCAUAACCAGAGGGACAUAACAAAAAAUACCUGUCCCUGUGGUUCAAAACUGAGUGGUUUUGCUGGUUAGCUUGGUAUUCAGAAAGGGGAUAAAAAUCUGGUAGAUUAGUUCAUUCUCAGCAUGUGUAGCUAGACAUGAGUAAAGAUAACAGCAUGAGAAACUGUUAGUACGCAUACCUCAGUUCAAACUGUUAGGGAAUGAGUAAAAAAAAAUUACAUUUCACUCAAUUGCACUUAGUUGUAUGUCUUGCAUGCAUAGACUAAAGACUGUAGCAAAAUUUUAAAAAAAGAAAAGAAAUUUUUUUUUAGGAAAAAAAAAAACCUACCAUACCUUGCAGGUAUCACUGCCCUGCAUAAGAACCAAGAGGAGAUCUCAGGCUUUACAUCAAGGAAACUACACUAUUUUUUACAAAUUUCUGAUUCUGUGUCCCUUUGGAUCAUAACAAUGGUUCCUCAGGGCUCGGGUUUAUUAUGUUGUACAUAUAUAGCCCAAUGUGUCUCUUGUGAACCCGUUUUGUCUUUUGGUGGGUGGGGGUGGGUUGGCAAGGGGAGACAAGAAAAGGGGGGGAAGACGGUCCUCUUUUUUUUUUAAUAAAAAAAACAUUCCUCCAAAGGAAUUAAUGCAGAUGUUUGUCAAAACACCUUUUGCUUUUUGUGCAACUGCUUUAUAUUAACCGUACUUUUGACAAAUGCUUUGGGGGAAAAAAAACCUACUGUAUGUAAUGGAAUUGCGGAAUAUGCUGCACAUGUAUUUCAUUUAGUUACCCUUGCUUUAAGACUGUGGGAUGCCAUUUGCUGACAUGUGGGAGAAAAAUCCCAAUUUCCUUGUUUUUAUUUGGUAAUUCCCCCCCCCCCUUGUUGGCUUCUGAACUGUAACAUAGUAGGCAGUUUUUUUCCCCUCCCUCUGUUACAGAUCAAAUCAUGUUUGUAUAAGUUUGUUUCUGAGAUUUUGUUUUUUGAUAUAUAUAUAUUUUUUGUUGUUUUUUUGUUUUUGUUCUCAUGCUAGUUGUUCUUUAAAUCCUUUCUCCACCUUUUGUUAUUCCCAUCUCUGCCUAUCUGGGUGUCCUUAAACAAAGAAGAAAAAGAGAGUUUCAAAAGUUGUUUCUUUCCUGCUGCAGUAAAUACUUUGCAUGAUGAUUUUCCCAGGUCACACUUUCGAAGCUUAUCAGUGAAGUAGUGAUUAAUAAUGGAAAAGUGUCAAAAUAUCUGAACUUUUGUAUAAAAUGAAAUACUUUACAAGGUGCCAAGAUGUAAAGACAGUUUGUUACAUGG
Crotalus tigris (Tiger rattlesnake) is the source of this 5929-nucleotide messenger RNA. RefSeq names its product forkhead box P1 (gene FOXP1). The transcript is spliced from 16 exons. NCBI's taxonomy places the organism in Eukaryota, Metazoa, Chordata, Lepidosauria, Squamata, Viperidae. The coding region runs from base 1 to 2055 and encodes 684 amino acids. The record is from RefSeq and is a predicted model, not a curated record. Gene Ontology annotation, molecular function: DNA-binding transcription repressor activity, RNA polymerase II-specific; RNA polymerase II cis-regulatory region sequence-specific DNA binding. Gene Ontology annotation, biological process: regulation of transcription by RNA polymerase II. Gene Ontology annotation, cellular component: nucleus.